AGUUGAUGUUUGACACGGCACCGCCCGUCGCUCUAGGCUGGCGCUCACCAGUGUCUCUCGCGAUAUCAGCCGUCCAGCUAUUAAUAUGACAAUCGGUUGUCUCCCCGCCCUUGACACUGAGAUAAGGCCGCCGCCGAGUAUGGAUUACGGAUAUUGCGUUCUGUUCUGUUUCCGACGUACCUGUACCUGGUUACCCGUUGUUUUGUCGUUUUGAGUUUGUCUUUCUUGUGUUCUGAGACGAUACCUCGAGACCGAUACCUAGAGUAAGCUGUGUAGUAUACUAUAUCUACAUAUAUACAUUUUGGGUUGUGUAAGAAAUAUAUCCGUUACGGCUAGGGAAGUCGACUGAGUAAAUAUAUAUAUUUACAUACCGAACUGUUCGUAUUGCUACGAUCGUUUUUCCUUUACGCUAUUCUUACUGUUAUCGUUGUAAAACUAUAAGUUAUUAACACAUAUUAACGAGAUAACCUGUGCGAUCGCAUUAUUGGAUACGCGUUAACUGGCUCCCCGAAGAGGAAUAUAAACCGGCCGAGUGAAGUUAAGCCACUCAAAUUUCAAUAAUAUUGAUAUGAAUGAAGUAUUCCCAAUUAAUACUCGGGAAGAUCUUAAAACAUUUGAAUUCAAGCUCAAGAUAAAUGAAAAUGACUUCAAAUGCAUACUUCCGACGAUUUCAUUACUUGACCACGUUCCAGGGCAACGCGAUUACCGAUUGUAUAAACGCCGUAUUCGUAGACUUGUUUAUUUCACAGUGUUGCACCAAACCGAGAGAGUACAGAGUCACCGAGUGGCCUAUGAAAUAUACGCCCUGAGACUUGGUCGUUCGUCUUCGACUACGAGUGUUCCGCCAUCGUGGAGUUCUGCCUGGCGUCCAGAGACUUUCAACACUACUUUUCUUUUUGGUCCGAGGGAAGACAUUUCAAAAAAUACGGACCGGUGUUUAUCAUGGACCACAUAUUUCAUGAUCACUACGCCAACAAAAAAACAUGGCUGUUCCGAAUCAACAAAAAAGUUACUUAAUCGUUAUUAAUAGAUGCAUAGACGUUGCUGGAUUGUGAUUAACUCAUCGAGUUUUCCGAAAUGA
This is a messenger RNA of Daktulosphaira vitifoliae (grape phylloxera), 1081 nucleotides long. RefSeq lists its product as uncharacterized. NCBI's taxonomy places the organism in Eukaryota, Metazoa, Arthropoda, Insecta, Hemiptera, Phylloxeridae. The record is from RefSeq and is a predicted model, not a curated record. The transcript is spliced from 5 exons. Bases 569 to 1027 code for a protein of 152 amino acids.